This is a messenger RNA of Lampris incognitus (smalleye Pacific opah), 1953 nucleotides long. It is a transcript of the gene cct5, whose product is annotated as chaperonin containing TCP1, subunit 5 (epsilon). Gene Ontology annotation, molecular function: ATP hydrolysis activity; ATP-dependent protein folding chaperone; ATP binding. The transcript has 11 exons. Gene Ontology annotation, cellular component: chaperonin-containing T-complex. Gene Ontology annotation, biological process: protein folding. NCBI's taxonomy places the organism in Eukaryota, Metazoa, Chordata, Actinopteri, Lampriformes, Lampridae. The record is from RefSeq and is a predicted model, not a curated record. The coding region runs from base 130 to 1755 and encodes 541 amino acids.
CCGAGAGCCUUCCAGAAGUCGCCGGCAGACCCGUGCGACCCUCCGCCGAGCCGCCCCGCCGUGUUUUAUCGCUAAAACGCCACGUUUUAACCCGCCAGACGCCUGCUCGACGCCGCUGCUGUCGUCAAAAUGUCCACGUUGGGGACUCUCGCCUUCGACGAGUAUGGAAGGCCAUUCAUCAUCAUUAAAGACCAAGAUAAGAAGACGCGGUUAUCGGGCCUUGAGGCGUUGAAGUCUCACAUUAUGGCAGCCAAGGCAGUCGCUUCCACCCUUAAAACGUCACUAGGACCUAACGGCCUUGACAAGAUGAUGGUUGACAUGGAUGGAGAAGUGACUGUCACCAACGACGGAGCCACUAUUCUCAGCAUGAUGGAUGUGGACCACCAGAUCGCCAAACUCAUGGUGGAACUCUCCAAGUCCCAAGAUGAUGAGAUUGGUGAUGGAACCACUGGAGUUGUUGUGCUGGCUGGGGCUCUUUUGGAGCAGGCUGAGCAGUUGCUGGACCGUGGGAUCCACCCCAUCCGUAUCUCUGACGGUUUUGACCAGGCUGCACGCAUUGCCAUUGACCAGCUGGACAAGAUUGGCGAGACCUUCCCCUUUGAUCCCACCAAUACAGAGCCUCUCAUCCAGACUGCCAUGACAACGCUGGGAUCCAAAGUGAUCAACCGGUGCCACAGACAGAUGGCUGAAAUUGCAGUUAAUGCCAUCCUCACUGUGGCUGACAUGGACAGGAAGGAUGUAGAUUUUGAGCUGAUCAAGAUGGAGGGUAAGGUGGGAGGCAAGCUGGAGGACACAAAGCUCGUCAAGGGAGUCAUUGUGGACAAGGAUUUCAGUCACCCACAGAUGCCUAAGGUUUUGAAAGACGCAAAAAUUGCUAUCCUCACAUGCCCAUUUGAGCCCCCUAAGCCUAAGACCAAGCACAAGUUGGAUGUGACCUCAGUGGAGGACUACAAAGCCCUACAGAAAUAUGAGAAGGAUAAGUUCCUGGAGAUGAUCCAGCAGGUCAAAGACAAUGGAGCUAACCUGGCCAUCUGCCAAUGGGGAUUUGACGAUGAGGCCAACCACUUACUGCUGCAGAAUGAACUGCCUGCAGUGCGCUGGGUUGGAGGACCUGAGAUCGAGUUGAUCGCAAUAGCCACUGGUGGGCGCAUUGUGCCACGUUUCUGUGAGCUCACUCCUGAAAAGCUUGGAUUGGCUGGAAUUGUAAGGGAAAUUUCCUUUGGGACCACCAAGGACCACAUGCUGGUCAUUGAGGAGUGCAAGAACUCCAGGGCUGUGACCAUCUUUAUCCGUGGAGGCAACAAAAUGAUCAUUGAGGAAGCCAAACGUGCACUACAUGAUGCCCUGUGUGUGAUCCGCAACCUGGUCAAAGACAACCGUGUGGUUUACGGAGGAGGAGCCUCAGAGAUUGCGUGUGCCCUGGCUGUCAAUCAGGCUGCAGAUAAGUGCCCAUCUUUGGAGCAGUAUGCAAUGAGGGCAUUUGCUGAUGCCCUGGAGGUAAUACCAAUGGCGCUGGCUGAGAACAGUGGGCUGAACCCCAUCCAGACCAUGACAGAAGUCCGAGCUAGACAGGUCACAGAGAACAACUCCUUCCUGGGCAUAGACUGCUUACACCUCAACACCAAUGACAUGAAGCAGCAACAUGUGAUUGAGACCCUCAUCGGCAAGAAGCAGCAGAUCUCUCUGGCCACUCAGGUGGUCAAGAUGAUCCUGAAGAUUGAUGACAUCAGAAGCCCAGGGGAGUCUGAGGACUGAGCCCGUCAGAGUACAUCAGAAGGCUCGGCUGUGUUCUGGAACACCACUGUCCUAAGAUCCUCUAGAACCGUCUUUGGCACUUCCCCGAGCACGAUGUCCAAAUCGCACCGUGUACCGUUAUUUAUCAUUUAAUACAGAAUGCUUCUUUUGUGCUGUUGCUGCGGCGAAGUCAUCAUUAAAACGUAUAGGUUGGUGAAA